Molecule: messenger RNA, 2203 nt
Organism: Phalaenopsis equestris
Lineage: Eukaryota; Viridiplantae; Streptophyta; Magnoliopsida; Asparagales; Orchidaceae
Product: pentatricopeptide repeat-containing protein At3g48250, chloroplastic-like
Exons: 1
Coding region: 105-1955 (616 amino acids)
Biological process (GO): RNA splicing
Molecular function (GO): protein binding
Source: RefSeq, a predicted model, not a curated record
CCAAAAUUUUUUGAAUGAAGUUUGUGUUGCAUCUAAAGGGAUUGAGGGGGGUCAUAGCGGGUUGCAGUUUAUCAACUGAGUAAGCCCUAGAUCCAAGCCCAAAGAUGUUUCCUUCUUCUUCCUCGCGCCUCUAUCUGCUCCUUCGAAGCUCUCGAUCCCCCAUCGCCCUCUUUUGCCCACUUCCUCCGCACCCGUUUCUCUCACAUCCCGCUAUUCUUUCUCCCUACGCCCGGCAUUCUCCUCUCUCCCAGUUACCAUCUCUCUCCUCCUCCUCCUCCUUCCUUUCCUUCUACACAUCAAUACCGGAAUUCUUCGACCCCAAUGAGUUCUCUUCCCUUUCUUCCGCUCCCACCCAGGAGUCCAUGAUCUAUGUCCUCAAGAAACUUGAUAAAAUGCCUCAAAAAGCACUAAAGUUCUUCAACUUCGCUACAGCCCAGUACGGUCUUGUUCCCGGUCCAUCCGCAUACAAUCUCAUGCUCCGAAUCCUCGCCCACAAGGACUACAUCACUGAUUUCUGGGCUUUCCUCAAUUCCAUGCAAGACAAUGACCAUCAGCUCGACGAAGGCACAUUCCACGUCAUUCUCGGCUACUUUAAGAAGCAAAAGCUCGUCGCUGAGAGUUUUGCCCUCACGCAGUUCUACCGUCGUGCUUCGGAGAAGUCCUCUACCGAUGCAGCUGUUAAGUCGGCAGCCAAAAUCGUUAUGGAUGCUGAAGGCUGGAGCAAGGAUGUCGAGAAGAAGGUAGAAGAUCUUAAAUUAUCUUUUUCCGAGGAGUUGGUUGCUAAGAUUCUUAGGGAGUUGCGCAAUUUUCCGCACAAAGCCCUUGGCUUUUUCACGUGGGCGUCAGGGAUUCCAAAUUACAAGCAUGGAUCGGUUGCUUACAAUGCCAUGGCCCGUGUUCUUGGACGCAGUGAAUCUGUUGGGGAAUUCUGGAGCUUGGUAAAGGGGAUGGAGAAUGAUAUGGACAUUGAUACUUAUGUGAAGGUUACAAGACAAUUUCUUAAGAGGAAGAUGAUGAAGGACGCUGUUGAAAUCUAUGAAUUCAUGAUGGAUGGACCAUACAAGCCAGCUAUUCAGGACUGUGGCAUGCUUCUGAGGCAGAUCUCUCUGAGCUCCAGUCCGGACAUGGAUUUGGUCUAUAGGGUGGUGAAGAAGUACGAGUCUGCGGGAUAUUCUUUGUCAAAAGUUGUUUAUGACGGAAUUCAUAGGUCUUUGACAAGCACUGCGAAUUUUGAGAAAGCAAUGGAGAUCAUGAAGAAGAUGAGGGAAGUAGGGUAUGAGCCAGAUAAUAUUACAUAUAGCCAGUUGGUCUAUGGGCUAUGUAAGGCAAAGAGAUUGGAUGAGGCCUGCAGAGUUCUGGAUGAGAUGGAAGAAGGGGGAUGCACUCCAGACCUGAAGACCUGGACAGUUUUGAUUCAAGGAUUGUGCUCAGCUGGUGAAGUUGACGAAGCUUUGCAGUGUUUAACAAAGAUGAUAGGGAAGAACUAUGAUGUUGAUGCUGAUCUUCUAGAUGUGUUGGUCAAAGGGUUGUGCGGUAAAAAGAGAACCAAGAGUGCUUAUACUUUGAUGGUUGAGAUGACUGAUAAUGCUAGAGUGAGGCCAUGGCAGGCCACAUACAAGUAUUUAAUUCAAGAGUUGCUGGGAGUGGGAAAGCUUGAAGAGGCCAUGAAAAUACUUACUAUGAUGAAGAAGUACAAAGUUCCACCUUUUACCGAGCCGUUUGCUGCACAUUUAUCAAAAUAUGGGACAACAGAGGACGCUAAGGAAUUUUUGAAGAUAUUGUCUGGAAAAACAUAUCCAUCUUCGGCAACGUAUCUAAGCCUGUUCAAGGCCUUCUUUGAGCAAGGUAGGUAUGCCGAAGCUCAAGAUUUACUUUUUAAAUGUCCACAUCAUAUUCGCAAGCUUGAAGAUGUAUGUCAACUUUUUGGCUCUGUAAAAGUUGAUAAUGCAACUUGAAAUGGGCGCAACCUUUUUCUAUUUAUAUUUUUAUAAUGUUAAUAUGGACUUGCUUCAAUGAAAGUUUUCACGUUGUUUUACCAGUUCUCUAUGAUGGAAAUUUUUUUGUGGUAAAAUAAAGUUUGUAUCUUUUUGCUUUCGAAGUGAAUAAUAGGUUGGUAUUGGCAUUUAUUCUUUCUAUUUAGUAGUGAGUAGAGGAUGAGUCUUUGUAUUCUUUCUUGAAGGUAUGGCCUUUUUAUUUAGGCGAU